Talaromyces marneffei is the source of this 825-nucleotide messenger RNA. RefSeq lists its product as uncharacterized. NCBI's taxonomy places the organism in Eukaryota, Fungi, Ascomycota, Eurotiomycetes, Eurotiales, Trichocomaceae. Gene Ontology annotation, biological process: copper ion import; intracellular iron ion homeostasis; iron ion transport. The record is from RefSeq and is a predicted model, not a curated record. The coding region runs from base 1 to 825 and encodes 274 amino acids. The transcript has 6 exons. Gene Ontology annotation, molecular function: ferric-chelate reductase activity. Gene Ontology annotation, cellular component: plasma membrane.
AUGACGACUCAUGUGUUGACAAUUCAGCAAGAUGUCGACCCUAAACAAGGGGAGAUCCUCUUUGCAAUUAUUGGCGCCGUAUCGUUAGCAAUGAUUAUUAUAUCUACUUUUCCUGUCCUCAAGAAGCGGAUCUAUGAAAUAUUCUUGCGAACUCAUCAAGCCCUUGCAAUCCUAUUCUUCUAUUCUAUUUGGCGCCACUUGUCCUUGGGUUCCGUCUUCCUACGACUGUAUCUCUACAUUCCGUUGUCUAUCCUCUACUUGAUUACUGUCUACCAGGUCCGUCGAGGAUUCACUGCAACUUUGCAACAACGCACCACUGCCAGUGGAUCUGCUUCGUUCUGUGCGUUCCUAAUAGGUCUAUUUGGGAUUAGCCACUCCUUAAGUCAGUAUAAGACUGUCGUUACUGUGGCUAGCAAUGCUGGUAUUACCGGCGUGGUUCCCUAUCUCAAACAGCUUCUCUAUAGCUAUAACAUAUUGAUAGGUCAAAUCCGCCGUCUGCAUCUCGUGUGGGAAGUUGACACCCUAGAUAUGGUUGUUGAAGCGCAGCCUCUACUUAAUGAUCUUCUCAAAGACGACAGUCUUACCAACGGCUAUAUAAGUCAUACCAGGAAGCCUGACUACAACAAAAUCAUAUCCACCGAAGUGGCAGAUGACUAUAUAGAGAGAAUCCCUAACACUCCAGAACGGACUGGGGAGAUUCUGAUACUGACUUCCGUCUCAAACCGAUUGAGAGAUCAUUUGAAGUCUGUUGUUUGUCGAUACCUUGGUAAGAAAGUUACUAUGCAGGAAGUGGACUAUCGGCCGUCUGAGGUUAUCGCACAGUGA